AUCAGGCUUAGAUGUGAAGAAUACCUUCGUUUUCAUCCAUUUCCCCUUACGCUAUAAAUACAACUAUUUUCUUGUCAAUCCACUCAGUCACUCACUCUCUUCCUCUCUCCCUUGCCCGUGUGCGGAGGGUUUUGGUUCCUUUGUAACAGAUCGCAAGCUGUGAUAGAGCAACACGAGAAUCCAAGAUGCAAGGAGUGAUCAGAGCGAUGCAGUCCAGCGGAGGCAUUUUCAGGAGCGCCAUUCUGAACCAUGUUCGACUUGUCCAGACAGCCGUGCGUCCCACCCUCCUCUCCCGGCCGAAAUCUUUCACUUCCGCCGCUCGGUUGGAGGAGCAGGGGUUCGAGAGCACCACCAUCGCGGAUAUUCUGAAAGCGAAGGGAAAGGUUGCCGAUGGCUCGUGGCUGUGGUGUACCACCGAUGACACCGUCUAUGACGCGGUGAAAUCGAUGACUCAGAACAAUGUAGGAGCUCUGGUGGUGGUGAAACCAGGAGAGGAGAACACGAUCGCUGGGAUUAUCACCGAGAGAGAUUAUCUGCGGAAAAUCAUUGUGCAGGGUCGCUCAUCAAAGUCUACCAAGGUUGGAGACAUUAUGACUGAAGAGAACAAGCUUAUCACUGUUACCUCUGAUACCAAGGUUCUUCGAGCUAUGCAGCUGAUGACAGAUAAUAGGAUUAGGCACAUCCCUGUGAUUGAUGGGAAGAACAUGGUUGGCAUGGUCUCCAUUGGUGAUGUUGUUAGAGCCAUCGUGGGUGAGUAUCGCGAGGAGCUGGAACGUCUAAAUGCAUUUAUUCAAGGUGGUUACUAGAUGAUGACGAAAAACUGGACGGGGUUUAAAUCUUUGCUUUUCGAUCUCAGAAAGAACUUUUGUGAUCUUAAGCUCAGAUUCACAGGCAGUGUCCUGGGCUUGUUUGUUCCUACGUUGUAGGUAAUAACUAAGACCUGUGGUUGAGUAUGUAAAUAUAGAGUCGUGUCUCUGAGCUCUGCUCUUCUUAACUCCACUGGCUGCACUGCAGCUGUGUAAUAAAAUAUGACAUGUCUAGGUUUCAAGGUU
Messenger RNA from Nymphaea colorata (pocket water lily), 1052 nucleotides. RefSeq names its product CBS domain-containing protein CBSX3, mitochondrial-like. Bases 186 to 806 code for a protein of 206 amino acids. The transcript is spliced from 6 exons. Lineage: Eukaryota; Viridiplantae; Streptophyta; Magnoliopsida; Nymphaeales; Nymphaeaceae. The record is from RefSeq and is a predicted model, not a curated record.